Molecule: messenger RNA, 492 nt
Organism: Striga asiatica
Lineage: Eukaryota; Viridiplantae; Streptophyta; Magnoliopsida; Lamiales; Orobanchaceae
Source: the annotation of a GenBank genome assembly
AUGAGUCUACGCGGGUUUCCCCUGUGGGACCACACGCCCAUGACUCGGAUGGUGGUCGCGGGCCGGGACAUCCUGUUUGUGACUCCACAUAGGACAGACAUAUUGGACUCGGAGGAGGGAUUGUGUGGAGAAGAGUACAGGAUCUUAGAGCAAAGUCCCGCCAGUGUGACUAUUGAUUUCGACGUGGAUAGGUAUGACCCGGACGGUGGGGAUCUGGUGAGGUGCUCCUCUCUCGGGAAUUGGGCUGUUUUCGUCGGGAACUGCAGCCACGCGGUUGCGGCCCAGCUGCCUGGGCUCAAGUCCAACUCCAUUUACUUCACGGAUUUGGAAGACACCGAGGUGUUUGAGAAUGAUGAACUGAUCAACGGCCACGAUGUUGGGAUUUUGGAUUACGAGAAGAAGACCGUGUUACCGUGUUAUUAUCCCGUAGAUGCCCGGAGACUCAAGAAGAUUUUCCCAGGGCCUAUGUGGUUCUUCCCUAGCCAAGAGUGA